Molecule: messenger RNA, 1725 nt
Organism: Exophiala dermatitidis NIH/UT8656
Lineage: Eukaryota; Fungi; Ascomycota; Eurotiomycetes; Chaetothyriales; Herpotrichiellaceae
Exons: 3
Coding region: 1-1725 (574 amino acids)
Cellular component (GO): nucleolus
Molecular function (GO): GTP binding
Source: RefSeq, a predicted model, not a curated record
AUGGGGGCCAGGAAGAAGGAAGCCUCCCGCCGGGAGCGGCAGGGCGUCUCGUCCGACGGGAUGGGAAAUGUCAAGGUGAAGGGGGAGAACUUCUACCGAAAUGCCAAAAAGCUCAAGACGUUGAACAUGCUUAAAGACGGAAAGGCGCAGAGAAAUGCGGCCGGAGACAUUACCAAAGCAGCCUCCUAUCAAUCUCGAGAAAUCCCCAAAGCACGGGUAGAGCCGAAUCGGAAAUGGUUUGGGAAUACUCGAGUUAUAUCCCAAGAGGCAUUGGAAUCAUUCCGACAAGCAGUGGCUGAACGGGCGUCUGAUCCGUACCAAGUCUUGCUCAAGACGAACAAGUUGCCGAUGAGUCUGAUCAGGGACAAUGAAAACACCAAGAACGGCAUCAAGCAGCAUCAAGCGAAAAUCGCCGUCGAAUCCGCUCCAUUCGCAGACACCUUCGGUCCCAAGUCGCAGAGGAAACGAGUGAAACUCAGCGCCGCUUCGGUGAUGGAUUUGGCCAAUGAAUCGGUCAAGAUGCACGAUAACUACCUGGAGCGGUUAGAAGAGAACAAGCUACUCAGCGGCCAGGCUGCCGAAUCGAUGCAGGGACAAGAAGAAGGCGAACUAACAACUGCUCGCGAGCCGAUUUUCUCCAAGGGCCAGAGCAAACGAAUUUGGAAUGAAUUGUACAAGGUCAUCGAUUCGUCUGACGUUGUGAUCCACGUUCUGGAUGCUCGGGAUCCUGAAGGGACAAGGUGUCGUAGUGUGGAAAAAUACAUCCGAGAGGAAGCGCCACACAAGCACCUGGUCUUCGUGCUGAAUAAGUGCGAUCUGGUGCCUACCAAGAUAGCGGCCCAAUGGGUGCGAUUACUGUCAAAAGAAUAUCCCACGCUAGCAUUCCACGCGUCCAUGACCAACUCAUUCGGAAAAGGCUCUUUAAUCACACUGCUACGACAAUUUUCAACUCUUCACGCCUCCAGAAAACAAAUCUCGGUGGGCUUUAUCGGAUACCCUAACACAGGCAAGUCCUCGAUCAUCAAUACACUCCGGAAAAAGCGGGUCUGCACUGUCGCUCCCAUUCCUGGAGAGACGAAGGUCUGGCAGUACAUCACUCUGAUGAAGAGAAUCUACCUGAUUGACUGCCCUGGAGUUGUGCCCCCGAGCCACGGCGAUUCAGAAGAGGAUAUCUUGCUUCGGGGUGUAGUACGGGUGGAAAAUGUUGAACAUCCUGCACAAUACAUCGAAGCCGUCCUGCGGCGAACUCAGACACGCCACAUCGAACGAACAUACGAGAUGAAAGCCUCCGAAUACAAUAAUGACCCGAUGGAAUUUCUUAGCAUUCUUGCUCGCAAAGGCGGCAGAUUAUUGAAGGGUGGUGAGCCGGAUGUAGAUGGCGUUGCCAAGAUGGUGCUCAAUGAUUUCCUGCGUGGCAAGAUUCCAUGGUUCACGCCUCCGCCAAAGAGAGAAGGCACGGAGGCGGCUGAGGAGGAUGGCUCGGCGCCACUCGUGGAGGGGCGUGAAGGUCGGUUGGGAGAGAUGCCCAGCAAAAGAGGCGCGGAAACCGCUCAGUCAGAGGAAGACGAGGAGGAGGCUGACUCCGAGUCCGAGGCCGAGUCACAGGACGAACAGGAUGCGGAUCAAACGCAUAAAGACGACGACUUUGCGCAAUUUGACGAUGACGAUGACAACGACGAUACGAACGCUUCGGAAAGUGGGGAUAAUGGCGGGACCCAACUGUGA